CAUUUAUCCCUUUCUCUAAAUAAAACUUCCCCUCCCGCCACCAAAAUGUCAGAUUCAGAUAACGAAAUAUCAAGAGGUGGAAGGCUUUUUGGACGUGAAAGACCCAUUCAUGAAGUUCUUGGAGGAGGAAAAGUGGCAGAUGUGUUAUUGUGGAAGGAAAGGAAUAUCUCAGCUGCACUUUUGGUGGGAAUGACAGUAAUAUGGUUUCUGUUUGAAGUUGUUGAGUAUAACUUUGUGACACUCCUUUGUCACAUCUCCAUCACCACUAUGCUAGUGUUCUACAUAUGGUCUACUUGUGCAGAAAACUUUCACUGGACUUGUCCCCAUAUACCGAAAAUUGUAUUAGAUGAUUCUGCAUUUGGAGAAGUGGCUUCAACCUUCCACAAAAGAUUCAACCAGUUACUGCCAAAGCUCCUUGAAAUUGCAUGUGGAAAAGAUCUCCCACUUUUCUUCCUGGCCAUUAUAUCUCUCUAUGCAGUGUCCGUGAUUGGAAACUAUUUCAGCUUCUUAAAUUUCCUGUAUUUUGGCUUUGUCUGUAUUGGAACACUACCAUUUCUCUACGAUCGAUACGAAGACGACGUUGAUCGUUUUGCUGUUAGAAUAGUCCGGGAGAUAAAGAGAUCAUAUAGAAGAUUGGAUUCUAAGUUCCUCAACAAGAUUCCACGAGGCCCUGUUCAUGAAAAAAAAUACAGAUGAAAAGUUGAUGAAUCAUGGAUAAUUAUGAUGCAGAACUAAUAGUAUAAUCCUACCCUGAGUUUCACAUGUAAAUUCACAGCAUGGUAUACAUAUAUAACAUCUAUAUGUUUGUGUGUACCAUUCCACUGCAUUAUUGUUGUAUAAAACUGUAAUAUAUUUACAUGUAUGAAGCUUUAAUAAAACAAUGAAAAUAAAUUGGUUUUCUUUUGAA
Molecule: messenger RNA, 907 nt
Organism: Humulus lupulus (European hop)
Lineage: Eukaryota; Viridiplantae; Streptophyta; Magnoliopsida; Rosales; Cannabaceae
Product: reticulon-like protein B9
Exons: 5
Coding region: 46-696 (216 amino acids)
Source: RefSeq, a predicted model, not a curated record